AUGAAUGAUCAAGUUGAGACCCCCUCCGAUGUCUCUGCUGAGGCUUCGAUUGACUCGGAUGGUCUACCUGGACCCCCACCAGCCAAGAGACUUGCCUCUGAGGCCUCAUAUGACAGCCAUCAGAGACACCGCCGACGAAACCCGAGAACACGGCGUCCGGUGAAGGAAACGCUGGACGCCCGCUCCGAGUAUCGAACAAGCCAGGAUGAUGGCACCGCCGAGCAUCGCAUCAACCAAUAUGUGAUCAAGCAGGAGAUUGGACGAGGUUCUUUCGGGGCCGUUCAUCUGGCUGCUGAUCAAUUUGGCAAUGAAUUUGCAGUCAAAGAAUUCUCCAAGGCCCGGUUGAGGAAACGAGCACAAUCGCAUCUCUUGCGAAGACCGCGCGGCCCCCGACGACCGGGCACCGAGUUCAACUCGCCGCUUCACCGGAAUCCGGCGGGCGAGAAUGAGAAUGCAAAGAAUCCUUUGUAUCUGAUCAAGGAGGAGAUUGCAAUCAUGAAGAAGCUGAACCACAAUAACUUGGUGUCGCUGAUCGAGGUGUUGGAUGACCCAACGGAGGAUUCUCUGUACAUGGUGAUGGAAAUGUGCAAGAAGGGCGUGGUCAUGAAGGUCGGCUUAGAGGAUAGGGCUGACCCCUACGACGACGAGCAGUGUCGCUGCUGGCUUCGCGAUUUGAUCCUGGGGAUUGAAUACCUGCACGCCCAGGGUAUUGUCCAUCGAGACAUCAAACCAGACAACUGCUUGGUAACCAACGACGACGUGCUCAAGGUGGUCGAUUUCGGAGUGUCUGAGAUGUUCGAGAAGAAUUCGGACAUGUUCACGGCCAAAUCGGCCGGGUCUCCUGCGUUCCUCCCACCGGAGCUAUGUGUCGUCAAACACGGCGAUGUCUCGGGGAAAGCCGCGGAUAUUUGGUCUAUGGGGGUCACUCUUUACUGUCUCCGAUACGGGAAGCUGCCCUUUGAGAAACAGAGCAUCUUCGAACUGUAUGAGAGCAUCCGGAACGACCCGGUUAUGUGCGAAGACGAGACGGAUGAGGGUUUCAAGCACAUGAUCGGCCGGAUUCUUGAGAAAGACCCGACCAAGCGGAUCAAGAUGCGCGAAUUGCGGGUCCAUCCUUGGGUCACGAAGAACGGGGCCGAUCCUUUGCUGCCAUGGGAAGAGAACACGGCGCAGAUCGUCGAGCCUCCAACCGAGGAAGAAAUGAACUCGGCGAUUACGAGGAACAUGAACCACUUGAUAACAGUGAUGAAAGCCGUCAAGAGAUUCAAACGGCUGAUCGGCCCUGCAAAAUCAGCUCCCCCCAUGCAAAGUAUCCUGGGUGAGGGUCACGAGGCUCACUUCGUCGAGCCGCCCAUGGAGAUGGACCCAGAUGAAGAAUUUCCGAGAGUUGGUGCCGACCUCCAUCCCCCUACCAACCAGGCUCGGGCGGGGAUGGGGCGGCACCCGAUGCUGGCGGGGAUUAUGGACCGUCGAGGAGAUUCCGGGGUAACGGGGUCGAGCGAUUCAACCAACUUCUCGUCCCGGUACGAGCACAGUCCCGCCAGCAGCCAGUGGCCGAGUGGCGUGUUUGAGCCUGAGCGGAAAGACUCGGGCUCAAUACACAGUGAGAAAUCUCAGGGGAAACCAGAUGUCUUGGGAGAAACCUCCCAAUCGGCGUCGCCUCGGCAUCCGCUCUCGCGGGCUAGCUCGGCCGCGACCAAGCGCAGUGCCGAGGGGACUCGAGGCCACGCGCGGGAUCCCCUGAAGGAGGAAUACCCGUAUCUCUUCAUCGGCCCAUCCACAUACUCAGGACCAUCGACGCAGCAGUCCAACAACCCGAACAUGACCGACGACUCAGGGCCCAUUUUCGAAGAGCCCGAAAGCACGCUGGACCGCGCAGACCCCAUGGAUCUGCAGUCGGACGAGCCCAUGCAUCCCGUCAGCGAGUCGCCGGGGGCCGCCGAGUUCGACAUCUACGAAACGGCGUACCGCCAGGAACUCGAACGCAUCAAGGCCAGCCUGACGGACCGCGACACGGGGCCCAAGGUGUAUCUGACCCGGCGCGUCGAAGGCAAAGACGACGUAAUGAAGCUCGCCAAGGACAAGUCGCUGGACCUGCAGAUCGGCCGAAUGAAAGACCUCCAGCCGUCGCAGAGCGCCCCGUCGGCCUUCAGCGCCGCGGCCAGCCUGCUUCGCAACCAGAUCCAGCAGCAGAGACAGUCGGCCGAGCGUGCGCAGGAGUCUUCUCCUGCUGCCAGCCAUCCGCCUUCAUCUUCGCUGUCCUCGCAGUCUCUGCCGCACCCGGAGGCCUCUUCCCUCGAGGCGACUGGCGUGCCGGCUACAGACUCGCAGCCGGGGACGGACGAUUCCUCGGCGCAGCUGCGGCGUCUGUUGGGCCGUGUUCGGGACAAGCAGGGUGAUGCGUGA
Molecule: messenger RNA, 2406 nt
Organism: Penicillium alfredii
Lineage: Eukaryota; Fungi; Ascomycota; Eurotiomycetes; Eurotiales; Aspergillaceae
Product: serine/threonine-protein kinase
Exons: 6
Coding region: 1-2406 (801 amino acids)
Biological process (GO): protein phosphorylation; intracellular signal transduction
Cellular component (GO): cytoplasm
Molecular function (GO): protein serine/threonine kinase activity; ATP binding
Source: RefSeq, a predicted model, not a curated record